GGGGCUUCGGGGGCUGCGUUGACCGUUGGGCGGCGAGCGGCGCGUGCGGGUCCGAGUUGCGGGUCCGAGCGGGGUUUUGCGGGGCCUUUGGUUGCGUUUGAAUGUUUGGGGGUCUUUGUGUGGCUGUGAGUCGGUUGAAAUAAAUAAUAUGCAGAUCAAGAUUUCAUCCAGAUGAUUUAAGUGAUUGCUGAUCAUUGUUUUCUUCAUCCAACUUUUAAAAUGGCUCAAUGGAGUUGCUACCUUUAUUUAAUGUUGAUAUAUAUUUGUCAUUUUUGUGCCUUUGGUGGUACGAAGACAUUACGCAGCCUGAGUCAUCAACAUUUUUUCAAUAUUCUACGAUCAGGAAAAACAUCGUUAAUUUAUUUCAGGAGAACUGUCAACCCAACAGUUCGACUUUUCCUUGAACAACUAGAACAAUCAUCAGAACCGCUUGACGAAUAUGGCAUCACUGUUGCUCAGGUUAAUUGUGCCAUUGAAAAUAUACCAAAAUAUUGUGAAGAUGAAGGUGUCCAGAAGAAAGCAUAUCUCUUCCGGGGAAAUAUAAUGCUUAGGAGUUUUGCAACCGACACGUUGUUUGAUGUGGAUGCAACUGUAGCAAAUGUAUUAUUUAUUUUGUUGUUUAAUGAAAUAAGAUAUGUCUCUUCAAUGGCGGACCUUCAGGACAUUGAAAAUAAUAUGAAAGGAAAAGGUGAUGUCAUCUUUACAUUUGUAGGAGCAAUAGGAGUUCCAGAGCACAGAGCAAUAAUGGAAACUGCGUUUGUUUAUGGUUCCAAAUAUCAGUUUGUACUGACCACAGAGCAAGCCCUUUUGGAAGGCCUGGGCCUUGAAGAUCCCGAUAGGUUCUCAGCAAGACUUUGGUUUUGUCAUUGCAAGAUGGUUGCUGAAAAGAGUCAGGCAUGCAGGAGAUCCUAUUAUGAACAGCCUCUAACUACUGUGAAUAUCCAUCGCUACCUUAAAGUAUUGGAUGCCCCACUUGUGAUGGAGGUUGCUGUGGAACCAGAAAAAGUCUCCACCAUCCACGUCCAGCUAAAAAUGCCUGUAGUCUUUCUUUUUACGCAAAAAGAGACUUAUGAACAUGACAAAACAACUGCCGAAUAUAUUGCCUGGCAGACCCUGGGAAUUGCAGGAGUUGUAUUGGUGCCAAGGACGCAGCUACAGCCUAAGGUGCCUCUGGAUGUCAAUGUGGGCUACAGACCUGCUGGAGAGGCUUCAGCUAUUAGCUAUCAGGUUGUGGCAUCCUUUGAAGAAAUUAUUAGUCUAGUCAAAGGUGAAAUGAAAAAUGAGUCAACUGGAGAACAAGAUGAAGAGGAAAAUGAAGACAUGGAUACCACAGCUAUUCAAGAUGAUCAAGUGGCUGAGGCUAUCUACAGGGACAGAAAAAGGGAACUCAAUCUGGAGCUACUUCAUGAAUUAACAGACCAAAGCUUCAAUGCAACUUUAAAGGGAGCUGCGAAUGUCUUGGUGGUGUUUUACACUGCUUGGGAUGCUGUGUCUCAGACAUUUUUGCGGUCCUAUGUGGAAGCAGCUCGCAGACUUGCAGAUGUGGAGGAACUUUUCUUGGCUCUGGUCAACUGUGGAGACUGGCCAGACGUUUGCUCAAAACAGAAUGUUAUACAAUUUCCCACUAUCAAGAUGUACAGUCAAGGAGACAACCCUUUACUGUACAAUGGAAUGUUAGGAACAGAAAGCCUACUGAAGUUUAUUAUGCUGAGCAGAGAACCCCAUCCUAUCAAGUUGACUUCAGUAGAUGAAGUUGAAGCUUAUCUGAGAGGAGAGCUCCACAGUGAUCUCAGAUCGUAUUGGGAGUUAUCUGUUCUCGGACUAUUCAGCCCAAAUAUGAAAGAAGCAUAUGAUGCUUUUAUUGGUGCUGCCAAUUACUUGCGAGGCAAUGUGGUAAUGGCAGUGUAUUUGGAGAAAAAUGCUCUAGAUCUUUCUUAUAGAUAUGGUGUGCUUCUGCCAGCUCUGGUAUUUGCUAGGCACUGGACGUCAAGUACAGAGUGCAUUCAUAUUGAAAAGCCUACCACUGAAGAAAUAGUCUAUGCAGUCAAAAAUGCAACAUUGGAAAAGUUUCCUGAAGUCACAGUGGAAAAUCUCGCUGUUUAUUUACAAACCCAGAAACCUUUACUCAUUCUUUUUAUUGAUAAUGAUGACCCCAAGACCACAAAAGCUAAAGAAGAGCUUGCUGAGCUGAUUAAAAUAAAAAGUUUGCAGACUUAUACUACAUGCUGGAUUGAUCUACGAAACACACAUGUUGGAGGUGAAAUUCUUCAAGUAUAUUUGAACCAUCUUCCUCAAUUACCAGUUCUUGUCUUAGUGUACAUCCAUUCUGGAGGACAUGUGUUUGCAUUUCCAGAAGAGCAGCUUAUCUCAAGAAAGGAUGUAUUGCGCUGGUUAAAUAAGGUGCAGGCAGGACAAGAAGAUCCCAGCAGUUUUCUGCAUGAUAAAGAAUGGAGGCCCCCGCAAACUACUUAUGACUUUUUAGCCAUUAUGGAUAUUGUACGUCCUGGAUUUGCACAGCAGAGAACGCCCAAUUUUUCAAAAAUGAAAGAACGAUAUGAGGAGGACAAGGAGGGUGAGAAUGAACAAAGCGAGAAUAAUAUGGAAGAAGACCAUGGAAAGCCACCAAAAGAAUCUGAGAGACCAAAUGUGCAUGAAAGAGCUUGCAGUGUACCUCAUGAGGGGAAGAAGGAGCAGCAUCAACCUCAUUCUGAACUAUGACUAAAAGCAAAAUUUAGCAUGUGGGCAGUUCGUAAUGAUCCCCUGUUGUACUGAUUUUACUGAACUCCAGUACAGUAUAACUUGACUUGCAAUGGACAUUCUAUAACCUUCUAUUAUAAAAGAUGGAAAAUAGUUGCACGACAAAGACUGAACAUAACUUUUUCUGUAUAAUACAACCCAAAGCAGACUGCUAGUUUUUGUUGCAAAUAUUGGACAUUUCUAGAUGUAUUAAGUUACUCUUGCAGUACAGCAUAUCUAUGCAAAAUUGGUUUGGGAUCAGGGUUUUAGAAUUCCAAAUUAGAAAUGAACACAGGCUUGUAAGAUUAAUAAAAAGACAGAAUUGGUUAACUCCAGAUAAUGGCGUUUACACAACCAACAGAUAUGUAUUUUGGAUCAAGCCUAACAAUUGUAAAGAAGCAUAGAUGUGAUUGGGUUAUGAAGUCUCAUAUGAAUUGAGGCGGCAUAUCUAAAAAUAAUACUUUUGAGACAUGGCUGGCAUUUACACCAAAAACGAUAGUUCUCUUAUGCAGAUACUUUUUAAAAAGAUCUGUCUCGCUUCAGUUGGUUCUUCUGACAUUGUAACAAGUGAUACGAUCACCGAACAUACAGCAGGGUCUGUUUGGUGUGAUACCACCAAUGGUAACACAAGAUUAGUUUGGAUGAAGAAGACCGUUCUAUGUCACUGCUAGUUAUCACUAUACAUACAGAGUGUAAGUCUUUUAACCAACUGGUUUGUUUUUUUACACCUAAUUUAACCUGCUGUGUUUUCUGCCAGAAGAAUUUCAACAGAAAACUGGAUUCAGAUCAUUUUAUAACACUACUUAAUUUUUAAUGAUUGCUUAUUAUUUUUAAUUGUCUUCUGAAACUAAAAUUAAUUUUAAAUCUGCAACAAGUCAGUAGUUCACUCCUGAGGGAAGAAGUUUAUAUAUUGACCUAAAUUAUCAAUUUAAGCUAUUUUAAAAUGUUUACAGAACUUUGUGUUAAUAUACAUUCAUUUUUUAAUAAACCAUAGUCCUUUGUGAUUAAUGACUCAUAAUU
Messenger RNA from Callorhinchus milii (elephant shark), 3756 nucleotides. It is a transcript of the gene txndc16, whose product is annotated as thioredoxin domain containing 16. Bases 220 to 2718 code for a protein of 832 amino acids. The transcript has 20 exons. The record is from RefSeq and is a predicted model, not a curated record. NCBI's taxonomy places the organism in Eukaryota, Metazoa, Chordata, Chondrichthyes, Chimaeriformes, Callorhinchidae.